CCGGCCCUCUGACGGGAUGAAGCGUUUAGGGGCAUGCGAGCUCUUCGCCUUUGAUUAAAGCCCCUCGUCUGCCUUCAGUCUGAAGGCUGGGCACCGAGGAGGACGGAUCAGAGGGACCUGACCUGGCUUGGCCAUUCAUUGGAGAGGGAGAAGAAAAAGGAAAGAGGCAGACAAGGAAAGAAACUACUACCACUAACUAGCGCCCCCCCCCAAAAAAAAAAAAUAGAUUUUUUUCUCUCUCCCUCCCUGAUGGCUAUGUAACAAUCAUCCCUGUGGGUAGGUGGAAGGGACGAAGUGGGUAGAAAAUUUCAGCUUCGUGGGUGCAGGUUACAGUUGUGGACUCUGAUCGAUCCUGGAGAUGGAGCGUUGGUCCACAAGGUGGAAAACGAAAAGGUGGCUUUGGGACUCCACGAUAACCAUCUUCGUCGUAAUAGCUUUCAUCUUCCAAGCUGCAGAGGUCAGAGGAGCAACCCCAGUUGAUGUAUUAAAAGCAUUAGACUUUCAUAAUUCACCAGAGGGAAUAUCAAAAACAGCAGGAUUCUGCACAAACAGAAGAAAUUCAAAAGGUUCAGAUACUGCUUACAAAGUUACAAAACAAGCACAGAUCAGUGCCCCCACAAAACAGCUAUAUCCAGGUGGUACAUUUCCUCAAGAUUUUUCAAUACUAUUUACAGUAAAGCCCAAAAAGGGAAUCCAGUCCUUUCUUUUAUCCAUCUACAAUGAACAGGGUAUUCAGCAAAUUGGUGUUGAGGUUGGAAGGUCCCCUGUCUUUCUCUACGAAGAUCAGCAUGGAAAACCUGCCCCUGAAGAUUAUCCUCUUUUCAGAACUGUCAACAUUGCUGAUGGGAAGUGGCAUCGAAUUGCUAUCAGUGUGGAGAAAAAAACUGUGACUAUGAUUGUUGACUGCAAGAAGAAAACAACUAAACCACUCCAGAGAAGUGACAAAGCAGUUGUUGACACCAAUGGGAUAACAGUUUUUGGAACAAGGAUUCUGGAUGAAGAAGUUUUUGAGGGUGAUAUCCAGCAACUGUUAAUUACAGCUGACCCUAAAGCAGCUUAUGACUACUGUGAGCAUUAUAGCCCAGACUGUGACUCCCCUAGCCCCAAUGCUGCUCAGGCUCAGGAACCACAUAUUGAGGAGAAAAAGAAAUCCAAUUACCAAAAGAAGAAAAGAACAGUGGCCAGUAACUCAAAGGGAAAAUCCAAAAAGGUCACGCCUCCCAAAUCUGAAAAAAAUGCAUCUAAGAAGAAGAAAAGUUACCAGGCCGCAGCCAGAGGCAGACUAGGGGUAAAGGCAAAUGUUGUUGAUGAUUUUCAAGAAUACAACUAUGGAACAUCUGAAAGCUACCAGACUGAAAAUCCUAGGCGGGUAUCUGGACCAAAUGAGCAAGAUCCAGUUGAAGAAGUAUUUACUGAAGAAUACAUAACUGGAGAGGAUUAUGAUUCCCAGAGAAAAAAAGUCGAGGAUAACCAGUAUGAAAGCAAAGGAGUAGACGGCAGGGAUUCUGAUCUUCUGGUAGAUGGAGAUUUAGGAGAAUAUGAUUUUUAUGAAUAUAAGGAAUAUGAAGAUAAACCCACCAAUCCCACUAAUGAAGAAUUUGGUCCAGGUGUACCAGCUGAAACUGAUAUUACAGAAACAAGCAUACAUGGCCAUGGUGCCUAUGGGGAAAAGGGACAGAAAGGAGAACCAGCUGUGGUUGAACCGGGGAUGCUUAUUGAAGGGCCACCAGGACCUGCUGGACCUGCUGGUCUCAUGGGUCCUCCUGGUCUGCAAGGCCCCACUGGACCUCCUGGUGAUCCUGGUGAAAGGGGCCCAGCUGGACGUCCUGGUUUACCAGGAGCUGAUGGUUUACCUGGCCCUCCUGGUACCAUGUUAAUGUUACCAUUUCGCUAUGGUGGAGAUGGUUCUAAAGGACCAACUAUUUCUGCUCAAGAAGCUCAGGCUCAAGCUAUACUUCAGCAAGCUCGGAUUGCUCUCAGAGGUCCACCUGGCCCAAUGGGUCUAACUGGAAGACCAGGUCCUGUGGGUGGGCCUGGUUCAGCAGGAGCCAAAGGAGAAGGAGGUGAACCAGGUCCUCAGGGUCCUCGUGGUAUUCAAGGUCCUCCUGGUCCAACUGGCAAAGCUGGAAAAAGGGGUCGUCCUGGUGCUGAUGGAGGAAGAGGAAUGCCAGGAGAACCUGGGGCAAAGGGUGACAGAGGAUUUGAUGGACUUCCUGGUCUACCUGGUGACAAAGGCCAUAGAGGAGAACGUGGUCCCCAAGGUCCUCCAGGUUCUCCUGGUGAAGAUGGAAUGAGAGGAGAAGAUGGAGAAAUUGGACCAAGAGGUCUUCCAGGUGAAGCUGGUCCACGAGGUCUGUUGGGACCCAGAGGAACACCUGGUCCCCCAGGACAACCUGGUAUUGCAGGUGUGGAUGGCCCACCUGGUCCAAAAGGAAAUAUGGGUCCUCAAGGGGAACCUGGGCCUCCAGGUCAACAAGGAAUUCCAGGCCCACAAGGCCUUCCUGGUCCCCAAGGUCCAAUUGGCCCUCCUGGUGAAAAAGGUCCACAAGGAAAACCUGGUCUUGCUGGACUUGCUGGUGCUGAUGGGCCUCCUGGUCAUCCUGGCAAAGAAGGCCAAUCUGGAGAAAAAGGUGCUCUGGGCCCUCCUGGACCACAGGGUCCUAUUGGUUAUCCUGGUCCCCGUGGUGUGAAGGGUGCUGAUGGUGUAAGAGGUCUUAAGGGCUCUAAAGGUGAAAAGGGUGAAGAUGGUUUCCCUGGAUUUAAAGGAGACAUGGGUCUUAAAGGUGACAGAGGAGAAGUUGGACAAGUGGGCCCAAGAGGAGAAGAUGGCCCUGAAGGUCCCAAAGGUAGAGCAGGUCCAACUGGAGACCCUGGUGGUCCUGGUCAAGCUGGGGAAAAGGGAAAACUUGGAGUUCCAGGUUUACCAGGAUACCCAGGAAGACAAGGUCCAAAGGGUUCCACUGGUUUUCCAGGGUUCCCAGGUGCCAAUGGAGAAAAAGGUGCCAGGGGUGUAGCUGGCAAACCAGGCCCCCGGGGACAACGUGGUCCAACGGGGCCACGAGGUUCGAGAGGUGCAAGGGGUCCCACAGGAAAACCAGGCCCAAAGGGUACUUCAGGGAGUGAUGGUCCACCUGGUCCUCCUGGUGAAAGAGGACCUCAAGGACCUCAGGGCCCUGUUGGAUUUCCUGGACCAAAAGGACCCCCUGGGCCACCUGGAAAAGAUGGACUUCCUGGGCACCCAGGACAACGUGGAGAAACUGGAUUUCAAGGCAAAACAGGUCCCCCAGGACCAGGUGGUGUUGUUGGACCACAGGGUCCUACUGGUGAGACUGGUCCAAUAGGUGAACGAGGUCAUCCUGGACCUCCUGGACCUCCUGGUGAGCAAGGACUUCCUGGUGCAGCUGGAAAAGAGGGUGCAAAGGGAGAUCCUGGUCCUCAAGGUAUCUCAGGGAAAGAUGGACCACCAGGACUUCGUGGUUUCCCAGGAGAAAGAGGCCUUCCUGGAGCUCAGGGUGCACCUGGACUGAAAGGUGGAGAAGGUCCCCAGGGUCCACCUGGUCCACUUGGAUCACCAGGAGAACGAGGUUCUGCAGGUACAGCUGGCCCAAUUGGUUUACCCGGUCGCCCAGGGCCCCAAGGUCCCCCUGGUCCAGCAGGAGAAAAAGGUGCUCCUGGAGAAAAAGGUCCCCAAGGUCCAGCUGGACGUGAUGGUGUACAGGGUCCUGUAGGUCUUCCAGGUCCAGCUGGCCCUGCAGGCUCCCCUGGAGAAGAUGGAGAUAAGGGUGAAAUUGGUGAACCUGGACAAAAAGGAAGUAAAGGUGACAAAGGAGAAAAUGGUCCUCCUGGUCCCCCAGGCCUUCAAGGACCUGUUGGUGCCCCUGGAAUUGCUGGAGGUGAUGGGGAACCUGGACCAAGAGGUCAGCAGGGAAUGUUUGGCCAAAAAGGUGAUGAAGGUGCUAGAGGAUUUCCUGGUCCUCCUGGUCCCAUUGGCCUUCAGGGCCUUCCUGGUCCCCCUGGAGAAAAAGGUGAAAAUGGUGAUGUUGGUCCAAUGGGUCCACCUGGUCCUCCAGGCCCAAGAGGUCCUCAGGGUCCCAAUGGUGCAGAUGGUCCACAAGGCCCCUCAGGCUCAGUUGGCUCAGUUGGUGGUGUUGGUGAAAAGGGUGAACCUGGAGAAGCAGGAAAUCCUGGCCCCCCUGGUGAAUCUGGUCCUGGUGGUCCAAAAGGUGAAAGAGGAGAAAAAGGUGAAGCAGGGCCUCCUGGUGCUGCAGGACCUCCAGGAAUCAAAGGACCCCCAGGGGAUGAUGGACCUAAAGGCAACCCAGGUCCUGUUGGCUUCCCUGGAGAUCCUGGUCCUCCUGGUGAACCAGGACCUGCCGGCCAAGAUGGUGUUGGUGGUGAUAAGGGUGAAGAUGGAGAUGCUGGUCAGCCUGGUCCUCCUGGUCCUUCUGGUGAAGCUGGGCCCCCUGGACCUCCUGGAAAAAGAGGCCCUCCUGGAGCUGCUGGGUCAGAAGGAAGACAAGGAGAAAAAGGUGCUAAGGGAGAAGCAGGAUCAGAAGGUGCCCCUGGCAAAACUGGCCCUGUUGGCCCUCAAGGACCAGCAGGAAAACCUGGCCCAGAAGGUCUCCGUGGCAUUCCUGGUCCUGUCGGAGAACAAGGGUUACCUGGAGCUGCAGGCCAAGAUGGUCCACCUGGUCCUUUAGGUCCUCCUGGCUUACCAGGACUGAAAGGUGACCCUGGUUCUAAAGGGGAGAAGGGACAUCCUGGUUUGAUUGGUCUGAUUGGUCCUCCAGGAGAACAAGGUGAAAAAGGCGACAGGGGACUUCCAGGAACACAAGGAACUCCAGGAGCCAAGGGUGAUGGUGGGAUCCCUGGUCCAGCUGGUCCUGUUGGCCCCCCUGGUCCUCCCGGCUUGCCAGGUCCUCAAGGUCCAAAAGGCAACAAAGGUUCUUCUGGUCCUACUGGUCAAAAGGGUGACAGCGGUCUUCCUGGGCCUCCUGGGCCUCCAGGCCCUCCUGGUGAAGUCAUCCAGCCUUUACCAAUUUUGUCACCCAAAAAGACCAGACGGCAUGCUGAAGGUAUGCAAGCUGAUGCAGGAGAUAAUAUCCUUGAUUACUCUGAUGGCAUGGAGGAAAUCUUUGGUUCUCUCAACUCUCUGAAACAAGAUAUCGAGCGGAUGAAAUAUCCCAUGGGCACACAGAACAAUCCAUCCCGAACUUGCAAAGAUCUGCAGCUCUCCCAUCCAGACUUCCCAGAUGGUGAAUAUUGGAUUGAUCCAAACCAAGGCUGUUCUGGAGAUUCCUUCAAAGUUUACUGUAACUUCACAGCUGGUGGAGAAACUUGCAUUUCCCCUGACAAGAAAUCUGAAGGAGUAAGAAUUUCAUCAUGGCCAAAGGAGAAGCCAGGAAGCUGGUUUAGUGAAUUUAAGAGAGGAAAACUGCUCUCUUACUUGGAUGUAGAAGGGAAUUCCAUUAAUAUGGUUCAAAUGACAUUCCUUAAACUUCUGAGUGCUUCGGCCAGGCAAAAUUUCACCUACAAUUGUCAUCAAUCAGUGGCUUGGUAUGAUGUAACAUCUGACAGUCAUGACAAAGCACUCCGAUUCUUGGGAUCAAAUGAUGAGGAGAUGUCUUACGACAACAACCCUUACAUCAAGGCUCUUUAUGAUGGUUGUGCUUCACGAAAAGGCUUUGGAAAGAGUGUGAUUGAAAUCAAUACCCCUAAGAUAGACCAAGUACCUAUUGUUGAUGUGAUGAUUAAUGACUUUGGAGAUCAGAAUCAGAAGUUCGGAUUCGAAGUUGGCCCAGUUUGUUUCCUUGGUUAAGAUUAGGGCAAAGAACAUAUAAAUCGACAAACAUUUUACCUUGGUACCAGCAGUCCACUUUAUGCCACAUGCAAGUUUUGAAUAUGGAUGGUGUAGAAAAUGUCUUGCUGUGUAUGUAUGUAUGUAUUAUUUAGAAAAUGUGUUGCCCUUGUAGGGCCAGAAUCACAUGACUUAAUUUUUUUUGAAAAUCAUGAAAGACAUGUAUACUGUGGCACAGAUGGAAAACUUAGGGUUGAUUUUUCAUUCCCUAUUCUCUCCUCUUCUUCCCCUAUUUGGAUUCCUUUGGUGCUAUUCUUUUAAAAAGCAACAAACAUACAAAAAUCCAUCAAUAACAUAUAUAUAUAGGAAAGACAUGGUGCUCCUUUCCAUCCAUCACAGGAGGUGCUAAGAAGAUGUGUUUAAUAAAUUGUAAUUAUUUUAUGUACAGUACUAUACUGUUAUUUUCUUUGUCCAUUUUCAAAACUUGCAUGUGUCUCCGAAUUGCAUCUGGCUCUAACUUUAUAAAAUUACAAAACUCUGUUGAUGGCAAUAAAUACUGUGUAUGUAUUAUGCGAAAUAAAGCUGUAAUUUCCAGUGA
Molecule: messenger RNA, 6395 nt
Organism: Antechinus flavipes (yellow-footed antechinus)
Lineage: Eukaryota; Metazoa; Chordata; Mammalia; Dasyuromorphia; Dasyuridae
Gene: COL11A1
Product: collagen type XI alpha 1 chain
Exons: 67
Coding region: 359-5818 (1819 amino acids)
Molecular function (GO): extracellular matrix structural constituent
Source: RefSeq, a predicted model, not a curated record